Messenger RNA from Seminavis robusta, 2995 nucleotides. The record is from the annotation of a GenBank genome assembly. NCBI's taxonomy places the organism in Eukaryota, Bacillariophyta, Bacillariophyceae, Naviculales, Naviculaceae.
CGCGCAGCAACAACCAGGCAUGGGGCUGCCAUAAUCUUGACGAAGAAGAAUGGCUUCAGCCUACAACCAAAGAGGCACCAGAAGAGAGGCAACUGCUCCAGCAGGAAGGCACAACUACCACCAGCAGCAUGGUGAACCUGGAGAGGAAGGGAUACCCUUGGAAGACCUCCAACAGAUCAUUCAUGAUCGAGAUCCCCGCAGAAGACAGGAGCUCGAAGAUCAACAACAAAAGGUUACUGCUUCUUCCCGAGCAGUCAAUGCACGCCAACAGGACGAUGAUGAAUUUUUGAUGGGCAUGGUGGCCCUACGAAGUCAUGACAACUCUGCAACCGAUUAUGAAAUCGAAAAGGAUAGUAUUUCCAAAAUUACAGCCUCCCCACAAGUACUGGUAGCUGAGAACCGCACCAACCGGCCCGAGGUCCUUUACGACGAGAGAGGUUGUAUCAUCAAGACUCCGACUACCAUUUCUGCCAAUUCGCAAUUACCGGGUGCCUAUCCAGGAUUGCCAGGUGCUGUGGAUAACCAACAUUUUUCACCCCAAGAUGGCUAUACUGAGGAUGAAAACCAAGCAAACCAUGAGGACGGAAGUAAUGUGCGGGAAGGUACUGUGGAAACUACAUCAAAGACCUCCUGUGCAUCAAACAAGCUUGCCAUUGGGGUUAUUGUUAUCGUUGUCAUUGCAUUGGCAAUCGCCAUCCCAACAGCGCUCUCAACCGGUGGCAGCCCUUCUGAAAAAAUGACACAAUCCGACGCUGAUCUCUACCUGGUACCAAAUAUUAGAAAUGACACCAUCCAGGCAAUACAGGAUCCACAAUCACCUCAACAUUUUGCCUAUGAGUGGAUUGAAGAUGAUCCAAAUUGGAACUCGUUUCCAGACUGGCGAAAAACACAACGAUUUGGCCUAGCGUGCCUCUACUUUGCCUGCCUGCGGUACGUGGAAAUAGCGGUGGAAAAACAUGUUUGGCUCUCCUAUUUCCGAGAUGAAUGUAUGUGGCAAUCCAUCGUAACCCGGGGUGUGUGCGAUGACAGAGGCCAGUAUCGAGAAAUCAUGGUGGAAACAGUUUCGAAUAACCCAACCAAAUCGAGCAUCCCUCCCGAAAUAUUUCUCCUUUCUGGACUGGAAGUAGUAAGCUUCUUGGAUGUCAAUUUUGAGGCUGAGGAUUCUUUGGAGGAUAUGCUGAAUCUGAACUUGGUACCAUUUCCACAGUCCUCUCUCACCACGUUGAGGUUUGCACAAUGCAAGCUAUCUGUGAUGCUACCAACCACCUUGGGACUCCUGACAAACUUGACUCUGUUGGACUUGAAUUCGAACAAUUUGCAAUCCACAAUUCCAAGUGAAUUGGGUCUUUUGACACAGUUGGAAGAGCUUCUGCUGCAGGACAAUGAUGAUCUGAGUGGGACCAUUCCACACGAAGUGCUGGAGCUGCCAUCGUUAAGGGUGCUCCAUGCAGGAGCAAAUGAGAUACCAGAAAGCUUUUGUGAAAAGAAAAUCCUUUGGGCCAAUUUGACACUGACAACGAACAUAUGUAACAGUUACGAAACUUGCUGCUGCCCCCAAAAUUUGGGAGAUUGUCAAUAAUGACAGUUGGGAUGUUGGUUUCGGAUAGUUUGUGCAAAUGGUCAACAGCACAAAAAAGGUUGGAAAAGCAAAUUGUGGUGCCGGGCAAAAUACUUCCAACUACAACAAACUAAUUGAGUUGAAGCAUCUAUAGAACAAGAUUAGAUUUUGUCACGGGGAAUGAAAAGGGUCUCUGCUUGUUGAUUGUUGAUUGUGGCCAUCUUCUCUGGAUCCAUCUUCUCAACUAGGUUCGCCUCCACAAGAAGCCAGCGAUAUCCGUUUGGUGCUGAUUGUUGUAAAACCAUUCAAGAAGCUGAUGACCUCAUCUGACAAAAUCAAAUAGUGUAGAAACCGCUGCUAAACCCAACAAAGUUCCGUGCCCUACCGCAUGCUUUGAUUUCCUGCGCUUCUUUCCCCUCGCGACAAGAAAUCUUCUAACAAAGCCUGUGGUUCUAGAAUGGGAAACACGGCCAAGAAAUGAUUGCCAGAUGUCAGUUCUUGGCCUGGUAGAAUAUCUGGAAAUCGACUGUCGGCAGAAAGGGUUCUUUCUCAUCAAAUUUGGGGCUGCCAAAACGGGCAAUGCAUUUCAGGACAAAGCAAUCGCUUGCAUUGUCACCACAAAGAAAAGGAAGCAUCCAAUGACUGCGUGUGACGAGUGUACCUGUACUAGUAGAUAAAGAGGCCAACUCAUAAACAUGAAUUGGACGCUCCAAUACAUUGGAUAAUGCCACAAUUUGUGGUCCUCCACCCCAAUAACCAUCUUGUUGCAUCAGGUCCAGAUAUCUUGCAGCACUGAUACUAUACUUAGCGGCUGCUGGUGGGACCAAAUCUUGUGUUGUUAGAUAAGUGUUGCCAACUAAAUAGAGCGAUCUUUUUUGCUGUAGACGAUCCACAUCGCAUUGUCGCAAAUAGGCCGAAUGACCAUAAAGCCAUCCCAAAUCCUCGGGAUACUGCAGUGGUGAGCCAUAGACCACCUCGGCCAUACAGGUGCUAAUGGCAUGAAAAAGACAAUUGCCGUGUCCUGGGACCUGCCGAAUUUGAGCCCGGCCCAGUGCUCUCUGAUCCUUGCCGUAUUCCCAAUCCCCAGGGAUUUGCGUAUAGAUGCCUUUGCAAUAGCCCGCUUUAUCGAUUAGGGGACUGGGAUUCCAAGGUCGUCGUCGCAUGCGGGUAGACGUAGUUGUUUCUGAGUACGGCAAUGUUCCCUCUUGGCUUGCCAGGGCGUGUGCUGGCAUCCAUAACCACUGGGACAGUAGCAACCCACUACUGGCCGAGCACCAUUCUCUGCGAGAACAACAUGCUUUUUCUUCGUUGGCAUUGGCUGUUGCCACUUUGUUUGGGUUCGGCAGCAGGGAAAAGCACACGGGAAGAAGAUGGCUCCAAUCAGAACCAACAGCGCCAAUCUGAAGAAAGGCGAUGACAGAAGAAACAUCCUCAAGG